Drosophila ananassae is the source of this 1211-nucleotide messenger RNA. RefSeq lists its product as uncharacterized. Lineage: Eukaryota; Metazoa; Arthropoda; Insecta; Diptera; Drosophilidae. The record is from RefSeq and is a predicted model, not a curated record. Bases 423 to 1022 code for a protein of 199 amino acids. The transcript is spliced from 3 exons.
ACCUUACCUGUGUGAUAGAGCAACAGAGAGAGCUAAAUAGGUGUGUGCUGGGAGAGCGAGUGGUUGAGGGCGAUUGGAGCUACCUGGGGCACGGCUUGCGACACCUUUUGCCGCCGCUUACGAUCUCAGUCGCGAUCGGUUGCCGGCCGCAGCAACAACAAAAGCCCAAAAAAAGAACAAUUAGUUGAACAAUAUAUUUAAAGUAUAUAUAUCUAAAAUAUAUAUAUCCAUCGACACACAUUCCUAUAUAGAGAUACGAGUUACAAAAAGCCAUGUAAAGCUUGCCGAUUGCUGUGAAGAUAUGUUCUCGACUUGCGGUGAAUGAAAUUAACGGUAGCUUGUUGCUUGCAUCUUCAUCCGCCCUGAUACACACACGGAACUGUCCCACGAGAUCCGGCCAAGAGAGAAUCCCAGACCCGGCCAUGGCCUCCAAUAGCAGCAGCACCACCGAUCUGGACAGCCAGGUCAAUGUGGAGGAUUUGCCCAUAACGUUCAAGGUAAAAUAUAUUGGCUCGGAGGUGGCACGUGGCCUGUGGGGCAUCAAAUACACCCGUCGACCUGUAGACAUCAUGGUGGGCGUGGCCAAGAACCUGCCGCCCAACAAAGUGCUGCCCAACUGCGACCUUAAGGUGUCCGCCGACGGUGUCCAGCUGGAGAUUAUAUCGCCCAAGGCGAGCAUCAACCACUGGAGCUAUCCGAUCGACACCAUCUCCUACGGAGUUCAGGACCUGGUCUACACCCGUGUCUUUGCCAUGAUCGUGGUGAAGGACGAGUCCAGUCCGCAUCCCUUCGAGGUGCAUGCCUUCGUCUGCGAUAGCCGGGCCAUGGCCCGUAAGCUGACCUUCGCCCUGGCCGCCGCCUUCCAGGACUACUCGCGGCGGGUGAAGGAGGCGGCUGACGCGGAGGCAGAGGGUACCACGCCCAGCGACACAAUCACGCCCACGCGACAGAAAUUCGCCAUCGAUCUGCGAACGCCGGAGGAGAUUCAGGCCGGGGAACUGGAGCAGGAAACCGAGGCCUAGACCGGAUGUCCGUCCACCGUCCGGAUUGUCAAUGUGAUGUCAUAGUUACUUAUUGUCCAGUGUUCACUGUAUUUGUAAAUUGUAGUUCUCUCACCUGGUAGUUGCCUCAUACAGCUAAUUACCCAAAGCCUAAGUGUUAAUGCGAUUUGUAAACGAUAUUCUAAAAUAAAUAUUAUAAUGUUUAAUGCA